This is a messenger RNA of Patella vulgata (common limpet), 1922 nucleotides long. RefSeq names its product splicing factor ESS-2 homolog. The record is from RefSeq and is a predicted model, not a curated record. Gene Ontology annotation, cellular component: catalytic step 2 spliceosome. Lineage: Eukaryota; Metazoa; Mollusca; Gastropoda; Patellidae. The transcript is spliced from 8 exons. Bases 150 to 1679 code for a protein of 509 amino acids.
AUCGUUUUCUGUUUACCAAAAACGUAAUUUUUUGUUUAUGAAUUCUUAUCUACUCAUACGUCAAAAAAUAUAUGUUAGCAUGGCCAGGCUUUUGAACGGAUAAUUGAAGUAGGGUUAAAUUUCUACUAAAGUCAUCAAAAUAGCUUAAAAUGGCGUUACAGAAGGUAAAAGAGAGUGAUAUGGUCGUGUCUGUGGUUGACAACAAAUCGAAAGUAGUGACGAAAGCAAAGAAAAUAUUGGAUGAAGACACGUACACAGAGGAAAUAACAAAGAUCAUUGAAAGAGAUUUUUACCCCGAUUUACCAAAACUUGAUGCCCAAGCGGAAUAUUUGGAAGCUUUAGAGAAGAAUGAUUUGAUUACAUUACGGAAAAUACAAAUGAAAUAUGGUCCUUCCAGACCUGGUACCGCAAGUUCUUCACAAUAUUUAUCUCCAGCAACAUUUGAAACACCAGAUCCAAGUCAAAGAAAUUCCUCUCCAAAACUUAAAACUAAAGAUGGAGACGUCGAUCCUUCUGCUCCUCCCGAUUUACAUCCAGUUAAUCCUGAAAUUGAAAAGUCAAAUAUUGGUACAUACUUGGAAGUCAGUGAAAGUCGCAGGUUAGGUCUAGAUAAAUUUUUCAGUAAGAAUACAAGUGAAGAUAAUGCAGCGUUUGAUGAAAUAUUAAGAGAAUCGGAUCGUAAACAUCGAGCCAAGCAUGCCUGGUUAUUUAAUAAAGAAGGAGAACAAAUGAAGGAGCACGAAGAGAAGUUAGCGUUACCAUCAAUAGAGAAACAGGCUAUAUUAAAUGUAGAUAAAAGUUCUGUUGAUACAUGGAAAUAUAAAUCAGAUAAUUCACUCAUGUACGUUCCUGAUGGUGUGGAACUCAGUGAAAAAGAAAUUAUUGAAGAUAAAAAGUUUAAACCCAGAGAGAUAGUGCAUGAAAAUACUCGAUUUCAAUUCACCCCUUACAACCUUCAUAAAAAUAAACAGAUAAUGCAACAAGCUGCAGUUUCUAAAGCAUUGGUGAAUCAAGGGAAGAUCGGCCAUGACGGUAAAGAGUUAUCAGCCGGUCAAACACCUAGAGUGAAUGGAUAUGGUUUUAUGGCCACGCCCUCUCCUGCCCCAGGUGUUGAAGAGUCACCUUUAAUGACCUGGGGAGAGAUAGAGGGUACUCCGCUAACUCUAGACACAGGCCUUACUCCCUGCAAUACAUCUGGACCAGUAUUUAAGAUUCCAAUAAUACCAGCAAGAGAUCAGCUUGCCUUAGAUUUGGCAGAAAAAGCCAGUAAAACUCAUCGAGCUAAGAAAGAAGCUGCAUUAAAACAAGUUACAAGAAACUUAUCUAGUCCAUCUCCAAAGUUCAGCCUUUCAUCUACCGACCGCCUAAAUUCCUUGUCUCCUGCUGCUCAAAGAUUAGCAAGUAAAAAGCUUGGAAUCCGAACACAUACAGAUAAAGCCUUAAAGGACAGUUAUACUCCUUCUCCAUCUCAUAGACUAUCGGGUGAUAAGACGCCCAUUUUACGUGGCACUCCAACCAGAACACCCAAAUCUGUUAGAUCUGUGAUGGUAGCCAGUCCCAAAACACCUGUAACUCCCAAAUCAACUGGAACACCAAAACAUUCAGGAGCUGAUAUCAGUUCCUUAACAGAUAAUUUACUACAAUUGCCUAAAAGAGCAAAAGCAUCAGAAUUUUUCUGAAUUCAAUGUGAAAUAUGUGGAUAGUUUAGGGAUCGGCAACACUUUAAUAGAGUAGAUAUAUAUGGACAACCCAAUCAGAUCUGAGUAACUACAGGAUCAUAAGAUGUUGCCGGUGGAAAGAAAAUAUGAGGAUGCAAAAUGGAUAAGAAUUUACUUAUUUAUUGACUGGAAUGUUCUAUGUGUGUGGAUUAAUCCAGAAACUCAAAUACAAACUAUUUCUUGUCUUUUUUUGAGGGGGGGGGG